Molecule: messenger RNA, 615 nt
Organism: Hyalella azteca
Lineage: Eukaryota; Metazoa; Arthropoda; Malacostraca; Amphipoda; Hyalellidae
Exons: 3
Coding region: 55-615 (186 amino acids)
Source: RefSeq, a predicted model, not a curated record
GCAGUAAUAAAUUCAAAGGACUUGUGGUUACCUUCAACUGCGAACAAAACGGCCAUGGAGAAGAGCGGGUACCAAAUGGCCACGUAUGCUACGGACUCAGCCAUGCAUUGUCUUGGAAUUUCACAGUCGCUGAGCUGGUCUGUCGUGUCGUGCUACACAAAAACGGACGUCGGGGCGCAAUGUCAGGUGAUGGGAGCUGAUGCUGUCAUGAGCGCACCGGGCGGUGUGGGCAUCGCUGUCGGUGCUACGGAAUGCAAAAUCAAGAAGUCCUUCGUGGAUUCGAUGAACGCCGCUACUGACCGAUGCACAAAAGAGGACGGAACCGAGGCGCAGCUGAGCGAAGCUUACCCGCAAAACUCGACCUGCUUGACGCUAUUCAACUGCACUGAAAAUGGUCCGCAGCCGAUCACAGCAAAGAAUGCAAAGUUUGGUCUAGAGGCUGAGCUUGGUCUAGAGGCUGAGUUUGGUCUAGAGGCUGAGUUUGGUCUAGAGGCUGAGUUUGGUCUAGAGGCUGAGCUUAGUCUAGAGGCUGAGCUUGCUGAAGAGGCUGACCUUGCUGAAGAGGCUGAGAUGCAUGACGCGGUUCACUCAGUGAUGAAUGCUGAACUGAACUGA